Messenger RNA from Phragmites australis (common reed), 1449 nucleotides. RefSeq names its product O-methyltransferase ZRP4-like. The transcript is spliced from 2 exons. Gene Ontology annotation, molecular function: S-adenosylmethionine-dependent methyltransferase activity; O-methyltransferase activity; protein dimerization activity. Bases 109 to 891 code for a protein of 260 amino acids. The record is from RefSeq and is a predicted model, not a curated record. Lineage: Eukaryota; Viridiplantae; Streptophyta; Magnoliopsida; Poales; Poaceae. Gene Ontology annotation, biological process: methylation.
AUCAGCAGGAACGGUGAGUCUAUAUAUAGAGACGUAUUGCACAUAGCACUCUGUCCACCCAGAAGCCCAUAACAAACCAAGCAGAGCACUGCCCUGCACCUGUGCACCAUGGCGCUCGCCGCCGAGACCCAACGCUGCACUGGUCAGGCCUUGCUGGAUGCACAGCUCGACCUCUGGCACCACACCUUCGGCUACAUCAAGUCCAUGGCGCUCAAGUCCGCCCUGGACCUCCGCAUCGCCGAUGCCAUUCACCACCACGGCGGCGCAGCCACCCUCCCACAGAUAGUCACCAAGGUCACGCUCCACCCGUCCAAGACCCCCUGCCUGCGACGCCUCAUGCGCGCGCUCACUGUCACCGGCGUCUUCAGCGCCCAGCAUCCGGCGGACGACGGUGGCGAGCACGUUUACAGGCUCACGCCGGCGUCCCGCCUUCUGGUCGGCUCGCCGAACCUGGCUCCUUUUCUAACCUUGGUGGUCGAUAGCGUCUUCGUGUCCCCCUUCUUCGGCCUCGGCGAGUGGUUCCAGCACGAGCUGCCGGAUCCGUCCCUCUUCAAUAUGACGCAUGGACAAGCUGUAUGGGAUAUGGCUAGCCACAACGCGACAUUCGACAAACUCUUCAACGAAGGUAUGAUCGCGGACAGCGGCUUCAUCAUGGACGUCGUCAUCAAGGAGUGCGGCGACGUCUUCCAAGGGAUAAGCUCCCUGGUCGACGUUGCCGGGGGGUUCGGCGAGGCGGCCCAGGCCAUCUCAAAGGCCCUACAUGUCAAGUGCAUCGUGCUGGAUCUCCCGCACGUCGUCGCCAAUGCUCCCGCUGGCACUGAUGUGAAGUACAUCGCCGGCGACAUGUUUGAGAGCAUUCCGCCGGCAAACGCUAUCUUCCUCAAGGUGUGACUGUGUAUUUCUGCUAAUAUAUGUCACCUAAAUUGACAUAUGACUUUGAUCUAUUUUGGUGAAGAAAAAAAAACAUAAAUACAGUCUACAGAUGCUGCAAGCUAGCAUAAUUGCAUGAAGCAUGCACCCAAAAUUUAGGAACUUAGACCACUAGUUAGUUCACACGCGAGUAAUACUAGUACACUUGCAUUGACAAAACUUCACUUUACCAGUUUUCGGUAGAUAGUUGGCAAAAUUAACGAUCAAUAACUCAAGUGCUUCUGGAAAGAUAUCUAUGGAAACAAAGGCAAUACGAUAUCCAUUUGAAACCAAGGUCGAUAGCAUCAGUGCUAUAUGUCUUGGCACCAAGUCAGCAUUUUGUUAAUGUUCAGCCUGUUGAUACUGAAUUUAUUUACUUUGUAUAUUUGGUUUCAGUGGGUUUUGCAUGACUGGGGCGACGCAGAUUGUGUAAAAAUAUUAAAGAACUGCAAGAAAGCCAUACCUUCCAGAGAUGCAGGAGGAAAGGUUGUAAUAUUAGAUAUGGUGGUUGGAGUAGGGCCGUCAGACACGAAGCACAGA